UACUCGAUGUUUACACUCCGACAGUAAUGGAUUCACCACCACCACGACCACCGCCAUCCCAACAUAGUGAGGUAUAGAGCAAUGGCAAAACAAAACAAAGGACUUUUGUUUUAUUUAUUUUUUUCCUAAAAUAGAGCAUACUCGAAUUGGUUAAUGAUCAUAAAAUUUGAAACAUGUCUGUCCUUGAUGGAAAGAUGGGGUUGUGGUUGUGGUAGGAACUGUUUGGAAAAGUGGCAAGAUUUGUGAGAUCUCUCUUUGUUGUCACUUUUCCUCUUCAACUUGGCAUAAGCAUGAUGGCUUCGGUUUCUCUUUUAAACAAACUAGCCCCAAAAGGGAGAACCAAAAGGAAUCCUCCCAAGUAACCAGUCUUCAUACGGAUUCUCAUAACUGAAAGGUUGACUCAGCCACCUUACAAACUUCUAUAAAUUCUCCCCCAACUCUCUCCUCCUUCUUCACUUCAUCACUUCCCCUUUCACAAACAAACAAAGUUAAGCUUCUCCACCCUUUAACCACCAACACAAAAAUGAGACAUCCAUCAUUUUCAUUUAGCCUCCUUAGAGAACACAACAUUCUCUUCAUAAGGGGCUUCAUGAUUUUGUUCCUCAGUUGCAUAACCCUUCGCCUUAACUUCUGUAUCUCCAGCAUCCCUUCUUCUCUUAAAUCACUUCCCUUGGAGGGACACUUCAGUUUUGAGGAAGUUGACCUUAAGCAUGCAGCCAGGGACUUUGGCAACAGGUACCAGUCUCAUCCCAUGGCAGUGCUUCAUCCAAAGUCAGUUUCUGACAUUGCAGACACCAUAAAACAUAUCUGGAACUAUGGUCCUGGUUCUCAGCUCACUGUUGCUGCUAGAGGCCAUGGCCACUCACUCCAGGGCCAGGCACAGGCUCAUGGAGGAGUUGUGAUCAACAUGGAAUCACUCAGUGUCCCAGAAAUGCAGGUGCAUGCAGGAGAAUCUCCUUAUGUGGAUGUCUCAGGCGGGGAAUUGUGGAUAAACAUCCUGCAUGAGACACUAAGGUAUGGAUUAACACCAAGAUCAUGGACAGACUACUUGCAUCUCACUGUUGGUGGCACUUUAUCCAACGCUGGUGUAAGUGGACAAGCAUUUAGGCAUGGUCCCCAGAUAAGUAACGUUCAGAAGCUGGAGAUUGUUACAGGAACCGGAGAGGUGGUGAACUGUUCUGAGGAGCAGAAUGGUGAACUCUUUCACAGUGUACUUGGAGGGCUUGGUCAGUUUGGCAUUAUAACAAAAGCAAGAAUAUUCCUGGAACCAGCACCUGCCAUGGUAAAAUGGAUCAGGGUCCUGUAUGCAGAUUUCACAGCAUUCACAAGAGACCAAGAACAACUAAUAUUUGCAGAAAAGGCUUUUGAUUAUGUUGAAGGGUUUGUGAUAAUAAACAGAACUGGUCUCUUAAAUAACUGGAGAUCAUCCUUCAACCCACAAGACCCAGUUCAAGCUAGCAAGUUCAAAUCAGAUGGAAGAACUCUCUUCUGCCUAGAAUUGGCCAAAUACUACAAUCUAGAAGAAACCCUUUUAGUGAAUCAGGAAGUGGAGAAACACUUGUCCCACUUGAACUACAUCCCAUCAACACUUUUUCAAACAGAAGUCACAUAUGUAGAUUUUCUAGACAGGGUGCAUAUCUCAGAGAUCAAGUUGCGUUCAAAAGGGUUGUGGGAUGUUCCACACCCAUGGCUCAAUCUCUUUAUUCCCAAAACCAAAAUACACAACUUCGCAGAGGUUGUCUUCGGCAACAUCGUAACAGAAACAAGCAACGGCCCUGUCCUUAUCUACCCCGUAAAUAAAUCAAAAUGGGACAACAGAACUUCUGUUGUUAUGCCAGAGGAAGAUAUUUUCUACUUAGUGGCGUUUCUUGCUUCUGCAGUCCCCUCUUCCAAUGGUCCUGAUGGCCUUGAACACAUUUUGAGUCAGAACAAAAAAAUUUUAGAGUAUUGUGAAAGAGCCCAUCUUGGGGUAAAGCAAUAUUUGCCCCACUACACUACACAGGAAGAAUGGAGGGCACACUUUGGUUCCCAAUGGGAGAUUUUCCAGCAAAGAAAAUCUGUUUAUGACCCUUUGGCAAUACUUGCCCCUGGCCAAGGAAUAUUUCAAAAAUCAAUAACCUUCUCAUGACCUUAGCCAUGUUUUUAUUAAUAGGCCCUUGUGGCAUACAUGUGUCAAUAUUGUCCUACAUGUGCAUACUGUGUGUAGCACCAAGACAGCAGAGUCAGUGGUCAACACAACAGAACAAAGGUUUCAAACUGAAUUAUUAUAGGGUUUCCAUAUUAUUAGUGCCAGAAACGAAUGUAUAUAUACCAAUUUUGUACACGGUUGCUUAUUUGUAUUUUCUAAUGUAGCCAAUUUCAAGAACAAAAGUUAAGCUAUGUGCCCCUGCUACAUGAAUAUUAAAAUUAAAACAUCCAUAACAAAAUCCAAUUCAUCUGUAUCAUGGCUCCAAAAUGUGGGACAGACACAUGAAGCAGUUGCUCUGGCAUCACCAUGCAAUAAGCAUUGAUAUCUCGCACUAUGUCUUUACACUAUCCAUUUUAUUUUUUUAUUUUUAUAUUAAGAUAUUUAUAUCAAGGAGUCUAAUAACAUAGUAUGUUGUU
This is a messenger RNA of Cajanus cajan (pigeon pea), 2604 nucleotides long. Its product is annotated as cytokinin dehydrogenase 6. NCBI's taxonomy places the organism in Eukaryota, Viridiplantae, Streptophyta, Magnoliopsida, Fabales, Fabaceae. The record is from RefSeq and is a predicted model, not a curated record. Gene Ontology annotation, biological process: cytokinin metabolic process. Gene Ontology annotation, molecular function: cytokinin dehydrogenase activity; FAD binding.